Molecule: messenger RNA, 1460 nt
Organism: Poecilia reticulata (guppy)
Lineage: Eukaryota; Metazoa; Chordata; Actinopteri; Cyprinodontiformes; Poeciliidae
Gene: fam174c
Product: family with sequence similarity 174 member C
Cellular component (GO): extracellular region
Source: RefSeq, a predicted model, not a curated record
ACUCUUACUUGUGUAUAGUGUGAGUAACUUCAGUAAAUGAAGAACAAACAUGUUUUAACCAAAAAGACACAGACGGCUAACUGCUGUUUAUGUUCAAAUUACGCUUCUUGUUUCUAGACCAGCUCUGUUCUAAUUUUAUUUUCUAUUUGCUGAGCCUGUUGUGCCAAUAAGAUCCAAUAAACGCUGUAUAUUGUCACAGAAAGUACUUUACCAUGUUCUAACAUAUUUACAUGACCUAUUAUAUGUAUUAUUUUUAUGUUAAGCUUUCUGAAAAAUAAUUAUUUGGAAAAGUGUUUCUUGUGCCAUAAUAGGUUAAUUUGUACUUAUUUGUAGUAAUUUGUAUAUUUUACUCCUCAGAAUGCCAGAAUUUGAACAGAACUUCAUACUUUUGUUUGUCUAAAACCAUAAUUUUAAAAUAUUAGGUCAGACUUUUUGCUCAGUUACUCAGUACUCUAGAUGUUUUUUUUUUUUUCACCAAAUACUUUUUUACUCUAACUUGAGUAAUUUAUACUUUAGUAAAAAUAUCUUAAAGUAGAUAUAUAUACUUGAGCUAGUCUGUUCAACUCUGUUUAUUCAUUUAUCCGUUCAAUUAGUCAUUGUUUUACGCUGUUUUUGUUUUGUUUUGUUUGUAUUUUCCGGUAUUUGUUUAACGGUCAAAUGUUAAACUUCCGAGCUGCCCUGAACGCAGCUCCCUCCACGUUGUCUCUGACGUCAGCCGUGUGGGGGCGUGGACUUCCUGGUUGGGAUUUUACUUUUCUUGUCAACAAAAGCUGACGGAGUUAAAGCGACGUGUGUAUGAGGAAAACUUCUGCUCUGUUCCGGUACCGGUUCCACGAUCCGAACCGUUUUUUUCCCUCCCGUGUCGAACUCCUCUCAGAUGUGAAGAUGAGUUUCUGGAGAGUUUUCUCGGUAGUGAUCGUGUCCACAUGUUGGCUGCUGGUUCUGUCCAAAGAUGAGGUCCCUCCUGCCCCCUCAACACCCGCCGCCUUGACCGGCCCCACGACGGCCAAGCCCGCCGUGACGAACUCCAGCCGGGCGAACAGCACGCUGAGCGGCGGCGGAAGCACCAAGAAGUUCGGGUCCAACCUCGGGGCUGACAGCUCCAUGAUCCAGCGGGCCCUGUACGUCCUCAUCGGCAUCACCAUCAUCGGGGUCCUGUACUUCCUGAUCCGAGCCGUGCGCCUGAAGAAGCCGGCCCACAAGAAGAAGUACGGCCUGCUGUCCAACUACGACGACUCCGUGGAGAUGGAGGCGGUGGAGAGCGACGAGGACGACACCCUGUACGAAGCUCGCAGCCUGCGCAGAUGAGUUCUGCUGCGCCGGGUCGGACGGAUCAGAGCCGCCGCCGCCUGACCGUAUUGAUCCAGGACGAACUGGAAGAGGACGGGAACAGACCAAAAACUCCCAGCUGCUCGGAGAAGCAGGAUAAUCAAUAUUUUAUCAAUAUGUUCGGAGCGCUG